UUUAAGACAUAAUCAUAAUUCUUUGAAGUAUUUUAAAAUUUGAAGUGUAAUGAAUCUGAAUAGAUGUCUGCUAUUUUUUUACAGUUGGCAAAAAUAGCUGUCUGUCUACAUCUUGUGUUCCCUUGUCCCAUUGUAGGACCCCUCCCAUUCCCACAAGGACACGAGAUCUUCCUGUUUUGGCGAGGACAGGAGGUUUGUGGGAGAAAGAGAGAGAGAGAGCUCCCACCUUCUUGAUACCUCAACACUUGAUAACACUUGGAUGCACAUGCAGAUGGCAAAGUGUGUGUGUGACAGCAUGUGCCUCUACGUCUUCUGCCGGUGUCUGAUGAUCCUCUGUUGGAUGGGCUGCUGCUCCUGCGCGGUCCUGCCAGACUCUUAUGGAUUGCUGCCGGAAGCCACCAUGACAGCUACAAAGAGGCCGGUGUCCGCCGAGGAGGCAGGAGAAAGGAGCCCGAGCGUGUUGCCCACACGCUCCAGAGAAGCCUCCCUUGUCCCUCAGAGCAGCACAACGUGCUUCCUGGAAGACGUGCUGGCCGCCUUGCGAGAGGCUCUCGAGGACGAUGACCAGCUGACACCAGCCAGCGUUAACUUAUUCGGCAUGUGCGCGGCGUCUGGCGGUCUCGCAGUCUUGUUGGACCUGGCGAAGGACGCAAAGAAGAAACAAGGAGGUGGGCUGGAGCUCCUGCAUCACACUGAAGUGUUUUUUGUGGAGGACGAUGGGGAAGCACUGAUGCUCAACCUUCACAUCCCACCAUCUACUUUGCUCCAAAACAAGUUGGUGCUGCUCUUGGCCUUGGAAAGUCCCAUCAGUGGAGGCGAGUCAGACCAGAUCACCUUCACCAGUCAAUCUCUGCAGCCUAAUGCACAGAUUGCGUGCAUGUCAGAAGGAACGCAAUAUAUUCUCCUGACAGGUCCAGCAUCCACGAGACAGCAAACAUGGAUGCUCUCCAUUGACUCAAAAGACCCUAAUAUGAAGAAAAGGAUGAAAGAACUCCUUACAGGUGGAAAUACAAGAAAAAGCAGGGUGACUCCAGUUCUUCUUUUCUCUCGUGAAGACGACAUCAGCACCCAAAUUUCUGGCUCAUCCCAGCCGCUUUCCUUCCUGUGUGAGCUACGCCGAUUCCUGAGUGGCACCCUUCCUCAAAAUCGUCCGGACGCCGCUCCGCUGAAACUGGACUCCCUGCAGGCCCCGCCCCCCAUCACGCUGGAUCCCUCCGCCAGCGAGUCCGUACUGGCGGAACUUCUCAACUCGACGGCCCCUACCAUCUUCUCCUUCACAGGCUCCACGUAUCAAGUCCACCGGGGGGAGCUGGCAAUGCCCCCCGGCUUACUUGACGAGCUCAGGCACGGUUUGGAGCAGAACCUUGUGCAGAUCAAGGAGGUUCUACGAGACAGGGAGGACGGCCAGAGGAACAUCAAGAGGCUCCAGAGGCUCUGGGAACUCUGCGCCUUUCCCAUGGUGGACCCAGCAUCAGGAGAAAGCCAGUACUGCGCCUUCCUGCUAUUGAAGGCCAUGAAGACAGUUGGUCACGAGAUGUUGCCCCAACUGCGCGCCACCCGUGCGGAGCCCAGCCCCACAGCCAGGCAAGCCACGUGCCGCCUGACAAGCCUGACCGUGUCCCUGGAGCGUUUCCUGGUAGCCCCCAACACUGCCAACAUCAACAACUGCCACGGCCGCUGCGCCUUCCCGCUGAUGAACACCGUAAACCACGCCGUGUUGCUCAACUCGCAUAUCGAGAGCGGCAAUAUCAACGAGCGCUCGCCGUGCUGCGUGCCGGUCGCUUAUGAGGCCCUGGAGGUGGUGGACUUGAACAAGAACGGCACAUUUUUUUUCACGCAUCCGGAUAUGGUAGCAAAGCAGUGUGGUUGUCGCUAACGCUAAUAUACACAGGCUGGUGUGCAAAGAUCCACUUAACUCACUUUCUUUUAUUUACUGUAUAUGUAUUUAUUCACAAAUGACACCGCUGGUGCAUAAAGGAACAUGUCGCGCUCCACUCAAUAUAUCUAUUAUAUAAAUGCAUGCGAGUAUGUCACAUUUUAAUUCAGGAUAGUAUCAAGAUGUCAGAGAAUUGUUUCACUGUCCUUUUUGCUGGGAAUUCUACAAAGUUAAAAUCUCCAUUUUAACCUUU
Molecule: messenger RNA, 2129 nt
Organism: Syngnathus typhle (broad-nosed pipefish)
Lineage: Eukaryota; Metazoa; Chordata; Actinopteri; Syngnathiformes; Syngnathidae
Gene: amh
Product: anti-Mullerian hormone
Exons: 7
Coding region: 260-1876 (538 amino acids)
Biological process (GO): gonad development
Molecular function (GO): growth factor activity
Source: RefSeq, a predicted model, not a curated record